UUUUUUUUUUCUUGAUAACUAUGAGCGCGAAAAAGAAACAGACACAGAAAUGUGCACCAGAAGCCGGAGGACGGAAAACCGGAACAAAGCGCUCUUCCGAGCGACGCGUUCCUCUCUCUCUCUUUCUCUUUUUCUCUUCCUUUCUUCUGUUCCGUGAUGCGAACACGAUCCUGAGUAAGACUCGCGCACACGACGCACCGACUGGGCCCGGAAAACGACUGACGCGAAUGGCGAACUACUCGCUCGGGGCCCCACCACUCCGCCAUUUUGCUCCCAGACCGGGAGCUUGGUUGGAUGAAGAAGAGGGAGUGCCAGAUUUGCAACUUUUGCAUCGACAAUAUGAAAACGUUGAAACGUUUCUGGAGGCACCAGAAUUUGCAUGCUUUAAUUAUGACGAGUGAGACCGUUACGUUAGUGCGAAUCGCGGAAAUGCAGCUACGUUCGCUCGGUAGCUCGUUUCCUGCCGUUCCGAAAUAAUCUGUCUCGCUGCGCUU
Molecule: messenger RNA, 494 nt
Organism: Cyphomyrmex costatus
Lineage: Eukaryota; Metazoa; Arthropoda; Insecta; Hymenoptera; Formicidae
Exons: 2
Coding region: 21-401 (126 amino acids)
Source: RefSeq, a predicted model, not a curated record